UUUGUCUUUCUAAUUAAUGAAUAAAUAAAGUUGAAAGGUCUAAACAUGUAAAUCACAUGAUCAAUUAACGAGAUUCAAAAUGGAGUAGCCGGCGGGAAGUAGAACUGUAAUUCUAUAUUUUGGUAAAGUGAGGAACACAAACAACAUUGAACAAUGAGUGAGUUUAAGGUUCACCACAGUGUCAGUGAGCUAAUGUCACUUCUUGGAGUGAAAUCUGGGGAAGUUGGUGCUGAGGUAUACACAGAUAUGCUCCUGAAGAAUAUGACUCCAUAUGUGACAACACAGGUUUCUGCUCAUAAUGCUAAGAGGAAAAUUGCAGAGCACACCCAGAGUCCAGAAGAAUUCCUGCAGAAAUAUGAUGAACUUAAAGCCAAAAACAUAAGAGACCUUGAUUCCUUGGUGUUUUUACUGUCCAAAUUAUCUGAUGAUGAAAAGACAAAAUCUUUUCUUGAGAAAAAUGCACUGGACCGAGCUGCUGCCUCAGGAACAACCUUGUCCUCCCACAGUAAUGUUCUGUCACAGCUUCCUGCUUCUGGCUCCAAAAUAACACAAGAGGAGCUGUCCCAGUUGCGAGAUAAGUUGUUGAGAGAAGCCAGCAGUACAGCCAGUCAUGUAGGUUCAGAUGUUUUGAGGAAAGUGAUGAGGGACAAGCAUGCCACUAGAAAUGUCCAGUUGCCUCCUCAGCCAGACUGGCUUUUCCAGAGGCCACACUUAACCCUGGACUUUGUGGUGGGAAGUCAAGGGCAAGGAGAUGGUAAUGUGGUCAGUUUAGGCACUCUCCCAGCAGCUCUACAAGAGCAAGCUGUCAUAGAAGAUUUGUUUUUCUGCAUGGAGGGCAUUGAAGGCAAAUAUAUCCAUGCUCUUACGCUGAAAGAUAGAUAUGGGCCAAGGGAGUUUACCAUUGACCAGAGUUUAGAUCCGUCCUUGAGAGAGUUGGUCCGGCGUAUUCUGCCAACGUGUUCCAAUUACUCCACAGUGAUACGAUUUGUAGAAGUUACACCUUAUCACCUUCAGCAGACUUUGGGGAGCAGCCGCUUGCUCCAUUCUCAAUGGAAUGAGCCCUUGAGUCGACAUCUUCCAACCCCAUUCCUGAGGGAUAAGAUCUCUCCCACACCAAGCUUGCACCUGAUGGGUGAGCUGACUUUGCAAAAAUACUGGUUUUACAUUCAACCCACCAUGAGAACUCUGGAAAUCCUUGCCUCUGUGGCAAAUGCUGUCAAUAAGGGUGAAUGCAUUGGAGGUGCUGUGCUCAGUCUGCUACAUGAGAAAACUUCCAGUCUUAUAGGAGAUGUCAAGGGCCAGGAGCUGUGUCUGUACCUGACCCAGGCAGCAUGUGUUCCCUACCUGGAGAUCCUAGAGAAGUGGAUUUACAAAGGAAUUGUCUGUGAUCCAUAUGCAGAGUUUCUUGUUGAGGAGAAUGAGACAAUGUCCAAGGAAAAAUUGCAAGAGGAUUUUAACGAUGCAUAUUGGGACCAGCACUAUUCAAUACGCCGAGAAAGAAUUCCUGUGUUUCUGGAACAAGUAGCUGAUAAAAUCCUCAACACAGGAAAAUACUUAAAUGUUGUUCGUCUUUGUGGCAGGGAUGUAAAGUGCCCCAAUGCUGAGGAGAUAGUGUAUACCAUAAAGGAGCGUCAGUAUGUGGAACACAUUGAGAGAGCUUAUGCCUUUGCCAGUAAAGUGUUACUGGAGUUGCUGAUGGAAGAAAAGGAGCUCAUGGGAAGGUUGAGGUCAUUGAAGCACUAUUUCCUGCUGGACCAGGGAGACUUCAUUGGUCAGCUGAUGGACAUGACAGAGGAGGAGCUUAAGAAAACCAUUGAUGAGAUCAUGCCUGGACGUCUGGAGACCCUGCUAGAGUUGGCUCUACGGACCAGCACUGCCAAUGCAGACCCAUAUAAAGAUGACCUCCGUGUGGACUUGCUGCCUUAUGAUCUCAUUACACAGAUGUUCAAGAUUUUGACCAUCGAUACCAAAUUAGAAAAAGACUACAGAGUGGAUCCAGUGGACCUCAGGCUGUCUGGCCUGGAGGCAUUCUCCUUUGACUACAUGGUCAAGUGGCCGGUCACCUUGGUACUGAACAGAAAGAGCCUCACUAGAUACCAGAUGCUGUUUAGACACUUGUUUUACUGCAAACAUGUAGAAAGACAACUAUGCAACGUGUGGGUGAGCAAUAAGGCUGCCAAGAUGUUCACUCUCCAAAGCACAAGGUGGUAUGCCGCUGCCUUUGCUCUCAGACAACGGAUGCUGAACUUUGUCCAGAACUUCAUGUACUAUAUGAUGUUUGAGGUGGUGGAGCCCAACUGGCAUGACUUUGAGCAGAACAUGAAUGAUGUGACGACUAUAGAUGAUGUCCUGGCAUUUCACAAUGAUUUCCUCAACAGUUGCCUCAAUGACUGCAUGCUCACCAACCCAGACCUACUGAAGAUUGUACAUAAACUGAUGAUGGUCUGUGUUACAUACUGUAACUUCAUGCAGAGAGUAACUAAAACAACUGAUGUAGACCUAGAGAUGUCUAAGUUGAACUUUGAGAGCACCCUGCAGGCAGCACCCACAGCCAAACAGAGGAAACAGGAACCAAGUUUUAAGAAAACAACUGCAAAAGUUGUCUCUGAGCAUGUAGACCAGUUAACUUCAAGUGAGAACUUUGAGAGAACAAUUUCUAAGUUUGACAGUAAUUUUUCCAAGCUUCUUGUGGAACUGCUGGACAAAACUAUGGACUACAGCACAGCAAACUGUGAACACAAACUUAUGAAUAUUUUGUACAGGUUGGAUUUUAAUGGUUUUUAUACAGAGCAGCUUGAGGCAGUUGCACAAGAAAGGUCCAUGAUAGAAGCUGCACCACCAGAGUCUGAACCUGGCAGCUCUCAUAGUCGGCCCAGGUCUGGCAGAAGCACAGCAAGCAGCACAUGAUGGUCAUCUAUAAGGAGUUUAUAUAUUGUGGGCUCUAAAUUAUAUUCAGACAUUAUAAGCAUGGAAACUGUAAUGCUUCACCUGUUGGUAGCAGCCGCAGUUUCUGUACAUCCUGCUUAGUCAUGUUUAAUGCCACACAACGCACCAGGUCCAGCUUUCAACGCUUAAAGCUGGCAUUAAGUGAAAUAAAGAUCUCAAGGCAACACUUUUCUUUGGAUCUCUUCAGUUAUUUUAAUUGAAGUUUGAUAGUUGAACAUUUAAUACAUCUCAUGAUUCAGCAAAUUUAAAUUAUCAGAAAGGUAUCUAACGAACACAAGUAUUUUGAUCAAAAAGAAUAAUUUUAUUCUCCCACAACGCUGCCUUUGUUACUAUUUUUAAAAGCGAUUCUUUACCCCAGUGCGUUUUUCUUUUCUUUUUAUCUGAUCUUUCAAAUAAAUUACGUUACAGUUUG
This is a messenger RNA of Lingula anatina, 3358 nucleotides long. RefSeq names its product gamma-tubulin complex component 2. Lineage: Eukaryota; Metazoa; Brachiopoda; Lingulata; Lingulida; Lingulidae. Gene Ontology annotation, biological process: meiotic cell cycle; mitotic cell cycle; microtubule nucleation. Gene Ontology annotation, molecular function: microtubule minus-end binding; gamma-tubulin binding. Gene Ontology annotation, cellular component: spindle pole; gamma-tubulin complex; microtubule organizing center. The record is from RefSeq and is a predicted model, not a curated record.